Molecule: messenger RNA, 2011 nt
Organism: Osmerus eperlanus (European smelt)
Lineage: Eukaryota; Metazoa; Chordata; Actinopteri; Osmeriformes; Osmeridae
Exons: 2
Coding region: 113-1654 (513 amino acids)
Biological process (GO): cell adhesion; bicellular tight junction assembly
Cellular component (GO): plasma membrane; bicellular tight junction
Molecular function (GO): structural molecule activity
Source: RefSeq, a predicted model, not a curated record
UGAGCAGACUGCAGUAGUGAGGGUUGAGUCAGUCAGGUAGAGUAGAGCUCCAGAGAUCCAGACCUAGACGGACACACUUCUUCUCUCACCCGCUCAGAAGCAGCCUCUUGUCAUGGGGAGGAUUGGCAAGGAGGUGUCGGGCCAGGUGCUGUCCAUCAUCGGCUUUGUGGGGGUAUGUGUGACCUGCGGCAUCCCCAUGUGGAGGGUAACCACUUACAUCGGCGCCAACAUUGUGACUGGGCAGAUUAUCUGGGACGGACUGUGGAUGAACUGCGUCAUGCAGUCCACAGGACAGAUGCAGUGCAAGAUGAACGAGUCUGUGAUGAGGCUGACACAGGACUUGCAGUCCGCUCGUGCCCUGGUCAUAAUCUCCGUCUUAUUUUGCUUCAUCGGCCUGGCCGUCACCUUUAUUGGAGCCAAGUGCACCAGCUGCCUCGACAAAGACUCCUCCAAAGCUAAGGUGAUGAUCCUCGGAGGCAUCUUACUGAUAAUCGGGGGAGUCCUUGUCCUCAUUCCUGUCUGCUGGUCAGCAGCGACCACCAUCACAGACUUUUCGAACCCUCUGACAAUCGAGACCCAGAGAAGGGAGCUUGGAGCCUCUAUCUACAUUGGUUGGGGUUCUGCAGGGCUGCUUUUUUUUGGAGGCAUCAUCCUCUGCACCUCCUGCCCACCUCAGCAGCCAAUGUAUGGGUACGGACCUACCUACGCUCAAGCUCCUAUGUACCCUUACGCUGGGCCCAUGAUGAACCCAGGAAACUAUGGCAAAGUAUACGGCCCCCCACCCACAUACUCUGUCGCACCGAGCUACAUGCCCAGCAAACAGUAUGCAGCGUCGGGACCAUACUCUGCUGGAAGGUACCUCGUCAGGGGGAACAAAGUUGACUCCACCCCUGAAAGGAUCUAUCUAUAUAAUCACAGGAACCACAGGCUCAUUGUCAACCAUUCCAGUCCAAGUGAGCUGACCUACUCUUCAACCUCUGCCUAUUUUUCGAUCUACAAAAAGAGACAGAGAAACGUCAAAAUGGUAUCAAUGGGAAGGCAAAUGCUGGGCUUUGCCCUGUCUGUGGUCGGCUUUCUUGGAACAAUCAUUGUGUGCGCCCUCCCCAUGUGGAAAGUCACAGCCUUCAUCGGAUCCAAUAUUGUGACUGCUCAGACCAUCUGGGAAGGCCUAUGGAUGAACUGUGUGAUUCAGAGUACCGGCCAGAUGCAGUGCAAGAUCUACGAUUCUCUCCUGCAGCUGCCUCAGGACCUGCAGGCUGCCAGAGCUUUGGUGGUGAUCUCCAUUAUCGCGUGUAUCUUCGGCAUCCUCCUAGGCAUUGCUGGGGGGAAAUGCAGCAACUUUGUAGAGGAUGAAGUGUCCAAGGCCAAAGUGGCCAUCAGCAGUGGCAUCCUUUUCAUCUUGGCUGGUGUCCUCAUCCUCAUCCCAAUUUGCUGGUCAACCAACACCAUCAUCCGGGACUUCUACAACCCCCUGCUGAUCGAUGCCCAGAGGAGAGAGCUGGGGGCUUCACUCUACAUCGGCUGGGGCACAGCCGGACUUCUUAUCCUUGGAGGAGCCCUUCUCGCCAGUUCCUGUCCACCCAAAGAGGACAAGCCCUACCCAGUGAAGUACUCACAGGCAAGAUCCACAGCCACCAGCAGAGCCUAUGUCUAAACUAAGGACUGGUUAGGAAACAAUGUUCUAUAUUUGUGUGAUUUUUGGUACUUCCCCACCGCUUCAUAACCUUUCCAGAUAUAGCAGAACAUUGAUUAAAUAACUGCACUGAGAUCUACUGUAUUACGUAACUUGGAAGAAUUGUCUCACACAUAGGAUGCUGCUGAAUGAACUGAAAGGAAUACUAUUCUUAACUUUAACUCACACCCAAUGAAUCUUUUAAAAUAUUGUUAAUUGAAAGUUAAAUGUACCUUCAACAUAAUUGUUCAGAUUGUAGGUUUUGUACAGUAUGUCAUUAAAUGUUUUGUAAAGAGCUAUUUGAUUAAAUGUAAAUCAAUGAUUUAAGUUUUAAAGAAA